Messenger RNA from Falco peregrinus (peregrine falcon), 5521 nucleotides. Its product is annotated as GDP-L-fucose synthase-like. NCBI's taxonomy places the organism in Eukaryota, Metazoa, Chordata, Aves, Falconiformes, Falconidae. Gene Ontology annotation, molecular function: GDP-L-fucose synthase activity. Gene Ontology annotation, biological process: nucleotide-sugar biosynthetic process. Bases 177 to 1202 code for a protein of 341 amino acids. The transcript is spliced from 11 exons. The record is from RefSeq and is a predicted model, not a curated record.
GAGCCGCGCCGACCCCCGCGCCGGUGUGAGAGUGGACGCCCCCCGCCCACUGGAGUGUUUGUGGGGGCAGUCCCCCUCACGCGGGGGUGCUGAGGGGGGGGGGGGUGUAGAAGCGGGGUGUCCCCAAAGAGGGGGGACAGUACGGAGGGGAGAGCCGCAGGGGGGUUUUGGCCACAAUGGAGGGGGCUGGGCUGGUGGGCAAGCGCAUCCUGGUGACAGGUGGCACUGGCUUGGUGGGAAGAGCCAUUGAGAAGGUGGUGGCUGAUGGAGAGGGGCAGCCAGAUGAGGAGUGGAUCUUUGUGUCCUCCAGAGAUGCUGACUUGACGAGCACCACAGAGACCAAAGCCCUGUUUGAGAAGCACAAGCCCACCCAUGUCAUCCACCUGGCUGCCAUGGUCGGAGGCCUCUUCAGAAACAUCCGCUACAACCUGGAUUUUUGGGGUGCAGGGUUUUGGGGGUCCCCACCCUGCAGAUCUGAGAAAUCUCUCCAUCCCCAGAGGAGAAACAUACUCAUCAACGACAAUGUCCUGCACUCGGCAUACGAGACAGGGGUGCAGAAGGUGGUCUCCUGCCUCUCCACCUGCAUCUUCCCAGACAAGACGACAUACCCCAUUGAUGAGAGCAUGAUUCACAAUGGGCCACCUCACAGCUCCAACUUUGGCUACUCCUAUGCCAAGAGGAUGAUCGACAUCCAGAAUAGGGGCUACUUUGAGCAGCAUGGCUGCCGCUUCACCGCUGUCAUCCCCACCAACGUCUUUGGGCCACAUGACAACUUCAACAUCGAGGAUGGGCAUGUCUUGCCCGGGCUCAUCCACAAGGUCUACCUGGCCAAACAAACUGGCUCUGCUCUGACUGUCUGGGGCACUGGCAAGCCCAGAAGACAGUUCAUCUACUCUCUGGACCUGGCCCGGCUCUUCCUUUGGGUCCUGCGGGAAUACGAUGAGGUGGAGCCCAUCAUUUUGUCAGUGGGAGAAGAAGAUGAAGUGUCCAUCAGGGAGGCAGCAGAGGCAAUUGUGGAGGCCAUGGACUUCAGGGGAGAGCUUGUUUUUGAUACCACCAAGGCAGACGGGCAGUUCAAGAAGACGGCCAGCAAUGCCAAGCUGCGGCGCUACCUACCCAGCUUCCAGUUCACACCCUUCAGGCAAGCUGUGAAGGAGACCUGUGCCUGGUUCAACACCAACUACGCCAACGCCAGGAAGUGACAGGCCAACACAGCACUGGCACCGGCAUCAUCCUCUUCAACUCAGGGUUGUCCUUUUUUUGGGGUAGAGGACUGGGCUGGGGGAGUGCCAGUCACAUUUCCAAAGUAAAAGGGGGCCAGAGCCCAGUGAGCAGCCCCCACAUUCUUGCCCACUGCUGGGAGCGGCACAGGAUGCCCAGGGGAGGAAGUCUGGGGCACCCCAAGGGUGCUGACACCCCAGACCAGUUAGUAGCAGCCAGCUGGAGCCACCACUAUCAGCCACCUUGGCUGUGUGCAAGAGUCUGGUGGUUCUGGCUGAGCUGUAAUGAGCUAUGCUGCUAAUUGCCUGUAAUUAGGCUGUAAUAAAGGGAAGGUGAUCAGGGUUCCUCUGGCACAGGAAUGGCAGCUGGUCAUUUGCUGUUGCUUUUGGCACAUGGGGAUGGUCCAAAAGCCCCAGCAUCAGGGGGACCAGAAUGAGGAAGGCGCCAGCUGUAAAUAUGGCAUUUAUUAAAAUAUUUCAAAAUAGCAUAAAACUGAUAAGAUGAGGAGCAUCCACCCUGCAGCACAGUCCUGUAUCCAUGUCAAAUCGCACCCUUAGGGUCCUGAGCACCAUUCUGCCAGGAUCUAGAAGAGCCAAAAAAGGGUUUUAAACUUCUCUGGGAGGGGGGCAGAGGGUCAAACACGGAGGUACGAGUCCCUGACCAAGCCGCUGCAUGAGGCUUAACCAGUGGUGUGGAGAUGGCAGAAAUCCUGCCCAUGGAUGGCUUCUUUCCAGCAUUGCUGCUCAGCCCCGAUGAGCCCCUGGCAUGGGGACCAUAGGGACAGUAAGGACCUACAGAGGGAGGAGAGACCUGUCAGCACCCCAGGAAGCCCCCAGUGGGACUGUCCCCCCACGGCUGGGUCACUGGCUGCACCCCAAGGUGACCCCAGCCCCUGACGUCCCUGGAGAAGGGAUGUCCUCUAUGGUUGGUACUUGUAUGUCGCUGGCUAGAGGCUGGCUCAGGCUGCAGGGUUUGGGCUCCCAGCACUUCCCACCACCCAUGGCUGGCUCCAGCAUCGCCUGGCUGAGGAAGAAGGGGUUUAGACAGGGCAUCCUGCAGCCCUGCAGGAGAUGUCCCUUGUCCCCUGAUGACAUGUAGGUCUUACAGGCUGUGCCUUGGCCAUCAUUGCAGGACACACACCACCACCCAAAAUUUCUCCUGGUGUGUCACAUCCCCAGCCCUGGCUCCUCUCCCAAUGAGGUAUCCUGCACCCAAAGGUGCACUGACAACGAGGACACCCCAGCCCUAGAGGGCCUGACCCUCAGGGGGACCUAGCUGGCCCCCAGGAGCAGGGUCUGGCUGAAUCUGGGGACAUCCCACCCAGCUCAGGCUUACCCUACACGAGCUUAGCUUUGUCCUCCAGCCACCAGGGAUGGGUGACACCUGCCCUGCUAAGCCAAGGAGGCCCCCUGCCAUCACUAGAUGCUGCUCCAGGCAUGAGAGCCCUGCAAGAACAUGGCAUGGGUGGUGACACAUUCCCAGCGCUGCUAUUGCUAGGUAGACAGUGGGGACACCCUGGAAUGCUGCACAUACCCUGGCAUAGCUUGGAGAUGCUCUGGGGUAAAACAUGCCCCAGCAUAGGAUGGGGACAUGCUGGGGCUUCAGAUCCCUGCCCUAGAGCCACUACACCUCCCACCUCAUGGUCGUCUCUCCCAUGUCCCCCUGCCCAGACAGCUCUCACCUUGCAGGCAGCUCAUCUCCCUCCUGUCUAGCUCCUCCUGCAACAGCUUCAUUUCACACUCCCUGGGUGGGAAAAAGGAGAACUAGAGUCGCAUGGCCUUGGUGGCUUCUGUGUAACCAUCACGAUGGCAGCCCACUCACCAGCCUCCCCUCGCCAUCCUCUGGGCAGAAAUAGAGCAAGGAUCUAGGUUGAGGUGGCAAAAAGCUAUCAAGAUGUGUGCUGCCCACACCUCCUGCGGGCCAGCAGCCCACCCCUCUCCUGAGAGCCAGCAGCCCAGCCUAGCCCACUCCACAUGAAGACCAGCAGCCUUCCCCUCCUCUCUCUUCUCUCCUCCCAUUCCCACCCAUAACCUCCCCACCGCUCUCCUGUCCUGUCUCAUCUCGUCUCGUCUCCUCUAUUCUACACCCCUCUCUCCUCUCCUCUCCCGUCCCCUCUCGUCCUUCCUUCUACACCCCGCCCAUCUCCUCCUCCCCUCCCCUCCUCGAUUCCCCCCUCCUCGGUUCCCCUCUGCCCCCCUCUUAAUUCCUCCCCUCUUCUCCCCUCCUCGCCUCUCCCCGCCUCCCCUCCUCGGUUCCCCUCCCUUCCCCAUGCAUCCCCUCCCCUCCUCGGUUCCCCUCCCCUCUGCUUCCCUGCCUGCCUAGCCUCGCCUCUCCGCCUCUCCUCUCUCCUCCCUUCCACAUACAUCCCCUCCCCUCUCAACCACUCCUUUCCCCUUGCCUCCUCUCCUCCUCCCUCCUCCUCCCUUCCCCGUACCUCCCCUCCUCUCCCUUCCACACUCUUCCCCACCCCUUCUCUCCACCUUUUCUCUUCUCUCACUACUUUGCCUGGCCUCUCCUACUCUCGUCGUCGCCUCCUCCUCGCCUCUCCCCUCUCCUUCUCUCUCCUCCCCCAUACAUCCCAUCCCCUCCCUUCCACACUCCUUUACCCUCCCCUCUGCUCCCCUUUUAAUUCCUCUCCUCUGUUCCCCUCCCCUCCUCGACUCUCCUCUCUCCUCCCCUCCUCUCCCUGCCCAUCUUCACACCUCACCUCCUCUCACCUCCUCUCUCUUCUUCUACUCUCUCCUCCUCCCUUCCCUUUACAUCCCCUCCCCUCCCUUCCACACUGCCCUCGCCUCUCCCCUCCCUUCCCCAUACAUUCCAUCCCAUCGGUUCCCCUCACCUCUCCUCUCUUAACUCUCUGCUCUCCUCCCUUCCCCAUACAUCCCCUCCCACGCACUCCUUUCCUCUCCCCUUCCCUCCUCUCCACUCCCUGCUCCUCCCUGCCCCUCUCCUCUUCUCCCCUCUCCCCUCCCUUCCCCAUACAUCCCCUCCCCUCCCUUCCCCACUCUUGCCCUCCCCACCCCUCCCCUCGCCUCUCUCUACCUUGCCUGGCCUCCUCUCCUCCCCUCUCCUCCUUUCCUCUCACCUCCCCUCUCUCCUCCCUUCCCCAUACGUCCCCUCCCCAUACAUCCCUUCCUUCCUCUCCCUCUCUACCCCUCUCCUCCCCUGCCCUCCUAUCCAUUCCCCACCCCUAUCCUCUACUCUCCUUUCUUCUCCAGUUCCCCACCCCUCCCCUCUCCUGCCCUCACCACCCCUCCCCAACUCCCCUCCUCUGCUCUCCUUUCCUCCAGUCUCUCCCACACCCUUCCCCUCCACACUGCUUCCCUCCCCUUACUUAGGCUUCCCUGAAAGUUUUCAUACUUUGCGUUAAGUUGGUUAGUAGGCUUAGGACAUUUAAGUUACCUAGGAUUAUGGCCAUUACAGUGUAUGGUUUUAGCGUGGUUAGGGGGAGAAAUUCAGAUUCCUGAAACCCAGUGAAGGUGCUAGUUGAGGUAAGUUUAGGCCCUAAAACUCGUUGAAGGUUCUAAUGGUGAAGACUUGAUGUACUGAGGCCUGAGCAACAGGCCCUCAGCCAAAGUUGGCCUUUAGAUGAACCUACCAACGGAAUGUUAUGAAGAUAUAUAUAUAUAUAUAUAUAUAUUUAGUAUUCUAUCAUGAGUGAAAGAGGCAUGAUCCUUAGUGAACUAUGUAUGAUCCUUAGCGAAAGAUGAAGCUGAAGAUAAACUGGAAUCGUGAGUGAAGAGAUAGCACAUCCUUCCUUGCUUAGAGGCAGGUCACCAAGGCCAUGAAUCCAGCUGUUUGGCCUUGUUUGGAACCAGGUGGUCAAAAUCCAGUAGAUAAAGGAAACUCCCUCAGGUCCUCCCUGAGCCCUGGCCAGGCUUUGGUGGGAUCUGAGGGGAGAGUGAAACCAGGUGUUUCCACAUUUGCAAUUAGGUGGGCUUUUUUAUUCAAUAGUGCAAAUGCUGGACACUCUUGCAGCGACUUUAGAGACCUUGCCUAUGAGGGGACACCCUGUGUAGGACUCCCCCAUUGCCAGGAGAGGCUGUCCACAUCCUUGCUGCAAGAGGGGCUCCACAGCACCUGUGGACCUGGAGGACAGUAAUGUAUUAAGGCAAUUGGUAUAUGUAUCUUCCUUCAUCGCUAUAGCUAACCUGGAGUAGUAAUGAUUAGGUCCAUUGCCUUGCUUAUCUGUUCUAUUGCUUGAAUCAGGGUAUUGUAGGCUCAUCCUUUUUGUAUGUGCGUAUUGCCUUCUUUUCUGUAUGAAUGUGAAACCAACAGUAAAUAAAGGUUAUUUUCUCUA